CUUGUUCCAACAGUAAUACAAGUAAAAUUUUGUUCAAUCAAUUGUGAUUAGUUAACAGUUUAUGUUAAAUGUUAAAUAGUCAGAAAUUAGUUUAAACUUAUUGGUGGGAAGUAAUCAAAUCAUUUAAUUUUUGCUCAUCUUAAUUGCAGAAUUAUGGUUCCAAUCCAUCGGGAUUCUUAUUCUUUUCCUUAACCGUUGGUGUGUUUUCAAGACAAUAGAAAAUCAAUUGAAAAAUGAAGGUUCCACUUCCAAGACUCAUUGUAAUUGUAUUGAUUGUUGGAUUAUUAAUUGGGACAGUUAAUUGUGCUAUCAACUUUUCUGUUGAUUCACCACCAGCAUCAUACAUGACACCAAGAUUUCGAUUCUCACCGAUGAAAAUGUCAAUGCAAACGAGACACGGACCAGAAACUGGUCAAAUUAAAGUUAAAUUUCCCGAAAUGUCAAUAGUUAAUCAUCAAGAUGAGUCAAUUAUAAUCAAUGAGAAUGUUUCACCAAAUCAUAAAUUCGUUAACCCUUAUCAAGUAAUUAGACCUUCGCCAAUCGACCCAAUGUUUCAACGUCGGAAAUUAUACCGAAUGGCCGGAAAUCAAUAUAGUCGAAUGUACUUCGAUAAAGCUGCCAAAACAGUUUCAAUGUCUUACCUGAUGAUUCCGCCUCGAUUCACCAAUUCGACAAUUGAAAAAGGUCCAAGUAAACUUGUGAAGAUCAACUGUCCAAAUUGUUUCCAAAAUUCUCAGCAAAUUUCUCAUCAUCAUAACCAAAAUUUCAACAGUAAACCCAAAAAAGUUUUUUCUUAUCAAUACCAAGGAUUGAAAAGGCAAAAUACCCACGAUGGUAAUGCAGGUAAGGUGAACUUUGACCUUUCCAGAUCGCCAUUAUUCACUCCAUCGCCUCCUCAGGCGACCAUCAGAAUUUAUCACAAUUGAUUGGUUGAAAAGGUUAAUCGCUUCACCUCAUCGCAAUUAAGU
Messenger RNA from Panonychus citri (citrus red mite), 968 nucleotides. RefSeq lists its product as uncharacterized. NCBI's taxonomy places the organism in Eukaryota, Metazoa, Arthropoda, Arachnida, Trombidiformes, Tetranychidae. Bases 234 to 926 code for a protein of 230 amino acids. The record is from RefSeq and is a predicted model, not a curated record. The transcript has 3 exons.